This is a messenger RNA of Diversispora eburnea, 1002 nucleotides long. The record is from the annotation of a GenBank genome assembly. Lineage: Eukaryota; Fungi; Glomeromycota; Glomeromycetes; Diversisporales; Diversisporaceae.
AUGCAUAACCCUUUUAAACCCUAUCUUUCCCUUAUUCAUGAACAAGAUAUGGAUACUCAAACUACAUCCUCCAUUAUCGAUGAACAUGAAGUUCAAAUUGAAUCCAGUAAAUCUUCUAAUGCACAUGCAAAAAGUAAAGUUUGGGAUUAUUUUAAUAAACCAUAUGGUCCGCUUGGAAGUCGCAAAACAAAAUGUUCUAUUUGUAAGAUUGAAUUUUCAUAUCAUGGUUCACCUUCCUCAUUAAAAUACCAUUUGAAGAAUAAACAUAAAAUUGACAUAUCCACUAAUUUAAGUCAAAUGAAAAGACAAUCCCAACAUAUUCCAAUAAUAUCUCUAGGAUUCUAUCCUACAUCAGUUAAAUUAACACAAAAAAAUUCCAAAGAUUGUGUUCAAUAUCAAGUUCCAGAUGAUAAUAGUGUUGAAACAGAAGUUUCUAAAUUCAAAAUUCGAUGUGAAACUAAAUAUCAACAAAAUAAUAAAGUAAGAUUUACUAUAAUAUGGAAAGAAAAUAAUUCAGAAUGGACCAAUCAGCCAAUUGUGCACCUACGAAAAAUUGAAUUAGAUUUUAAUGGUGAAUCUAUAAUCUUAAAUUAUAAAUCACCUAACAAAAAGAAUAAACUUAAUAAAAUAAAUUCUAUAGUAAGAGCUUGUGACAAAUCUUUAUUAGCACGAGAUGGAUAUCGUCAACUUGCUGCAAUCGAACCAUAUAAAAAUGAAAAUUUAUUUAAUAAUUUCGAAAAUUUUGAAAAAUCAAAUGAAGAUAUAAUAAUUAAUGAUGUAGAAAUUGGUAAUGGGGUGUAUAGGUCCAUUAAUACAUUAUUAAAAAUUUUAAUUCCUAUCUGGAAACAAAAAACUCCUGCAAUUAUCAAAUCCAAGGAUAUACCUAAACUUAAAUUAGGAGGGGAUGGUCGUAAUGUGGGUCGCAAACAGAGUCAAGUUAUGAUGACUAUUUUUUUAUUAAAUGAAAGUGAUGAAGUCUUGAAGCCAAAGAAUCAAUAUUGA